CUCUUCCCUUUCUACUCUCCUCUCUCUCUCUCUCACAGCCAAAACCUCUCAACCUGUCCAAAAGCUAAAUCUCUCUCUCUCCCUUCCCUCAAAACAUGGCGGCGACAGCCUCGUGGCAGCCUCAAGAGGAAGGCUUCAAUUCGAUCUGUGCCCUACUCCAACACCAAAUCUCUCCUUCCUCCGAUAAGUCUCAGAUUUGGCAGCAGCUCCAGCACUUCUCUCACUUCCCCGAUUUCAACAACUACCUCGUCUUCAUUCUCGCCCGCGCUGAGGGUCAAUCAGUGGAGGUUCGACAGGCUGCUGGUUUGCUUCUGAAAAAUAACCUUAGAACUGCAUUCAAUUCCAUGACUCCUGCGUACCAGCUCUAUAUAAAAUCAGAGCUGUUGCCCUGUUUAGGGGCGGCAGAUAACAUUAGGUCUACAGCUGGAACCAUUAUAACUGUACUUGUUCAGCUGGGGGGAGUUUCUGGAUGGCCUGAGCUCUUGCAAGCUCUUGCUAAUUGCUUGGAAAGUAACGACUUAAAUCAUAUGGAAGGUGCUAUGGAUGCUUUGUCUAAGAUCUGUGAGGAUGUUCCUCAAGUGCUUGAUUCAGAUGUGCCUGGGUUAGUUGAACGCCCCAUCAACUUAUUUCUUCCGAAAUUAUUCCAGUUUUUUCAAUCACCACAUGCCUCACUAAGAAAGCUUUCAUUGGGUUCCGUAAACCAGUACAUUAUGUUGAUGCCCGCUGCAUUAUUUGCUUCCAUGGAUCAAUAUCUUCAAGGUUUGUUUGUUCUCGCUCAUGACUCUGCUGCAGAGGUUCGGAAAUUGGUUUGUGCAGCAUUCGUGCAGCUAAUUGAAGUUAAUCCAUCUUUCUUGGAGCCGCAUUUGAGGAAUGUAAUCGAGUACAUGCUACAAGUCAAUAAGGAUAGUGAUGAUGAAGUGGCUCUUGAAGCUUGUGAAUUUUGGUCUGCAUAUUGUGAUGCACAGUUACCACUUGAGAACUUGAGAGAAUUCUUGCCACGUCUAAUCCCAGUUUUGUUAUCAAAUAUGGCUUAUGCUGAAGAUGAUGAAUCACUUGCUGAAGCCGAGGAGGAUGAGUCUCUUCCGGACCGCGAUCAGGAUUUGAAACCUCGCUUUCAUUCUUCUCGGUUUCAUGGAUCAGAUAAUGCAGAAGAUGAUGAUGAUGACAUAGUCAACAUUUGGAAUUUACGGAAAUGCAGUGCAGCUGGGCUAGAUGUUCUCUCAAAUGUGUUUGGGGAUGAGAUUCUUCCAACAAUGAUGCCAAUAGUGCAGGCUAAGUUAUCAACUACUGAUGAUGAGACCUGGAAAGAAAGGGAAGCUGCUGUUUUAGCUCUUGGUGCUGUAGCUGAGGGUUGCAUUACUGGUCUUUAUCCUCAUUUAUCAGAGAUUGUGACAUUUAUUAUCCCCCUCUUGGAUGAUAAGUUUCCUCUCAUACGAAGUACCUGUUGGACGCUUUCUCGUUUCAGCAGAUUUGUUGUUCAGGGUAUUGGUCAUCAGCAAGGCUCUGAACAGUUUGACAAAGUUCUUAGGGGUCUUCUACGAAGGAUAUUGGAUACCAACAAGCGGGUGCAAGAGGCUGCUUGUUCAGCUUUUGCCACACUCGAAGAGGAGGCUGCAGAAAAGUUAGCACCACACUUGGAAAUUAUUCUACAACACCUAAUGUGUGCUUUUGGGAAGUACCAGAGACGAAAUCUCAGAAUCGUAUAUGAUGCUAUUGCAACUUUAGCAGAUGCUGUAGGAGAGAAACUAAAUCAGCCCACCUAUCUUGAUAUUCUAAUGCCGCCAUUGAUCGCGAAGUGGCAGCAACUUUCUAAUUCAGAUAAAGACAUUUUCCCACUGCUGGAGUGCUUUACAUCUAUAGCACAGGCAUUGGGUACCGGGUUUUCUCAAUUUGCUGAGCCUGUCUUUCAGAGGUGCAUAAACAUCAUCCAGACACAACAAUUGGCAAAGAUUGAUCCUGCUUCAGCUGGUGUUCAGUAUGAUAAAGAGUUUAUUGUAUGCUCUCUCGACUUGCUGUCUGGACUUGCAGAAGGUCUUGGUAGUGGGAUAGAGAGUUUGGUUGCGCAAAGCAGCUUGAGGGAUCUCCUCCUGCAAUGUUGUAUGGAUGAUGAGGCACCAGAUGUUCGACAAAGUGCCUUUGCACUUCUGGGUGAUCUGGCAAGAGUGUGUCCUGUUCAUUUGCACCCUCGUUUGUCUGAUUUUCUCAAUGUUGCGGCCAAGCAACUGAACACUUCUAAGCUGAAGGAAACUGUUUCAGUGGCAAAUAAUGCCUGUUGGGCAAUUGGAGAAUUAGCAGUUAAGGUUCAUCAAGAAGUUUCUCCAAUUGUGAUGACAGUUAUCUCAUGCUUAGUUCCGAUACUUCAACAUGCUGAGGAGCUCAACAAGUCACUCAUAGAAAAUAGUGCCAUCACCCUUGGGAGGCUUGCUUGGGUCUGUCCAGAAAUUGUGUCACUGCAUAUGGAGCAUUUUAUGCAAUCAUGGUGUACUGCUUUAUCCAUGAUACGUGAUGAUAUUGAAAAGGAAGAUGCUUUCCGAGGCCUAUGUGCCAUGGUUAGAGCAAAUCCAUCUGGCGCCCUUAGUUCACUUGUUUACAUGUGCAAAGCUAUUGCAAGUUGGCAUGAAAUAAGGAGUGAGGACCUACACAAUGAAGUUUGCCAGGUGUUGCAUGGUUAUAAACAGAUGCUUAGGAAUGGAGCAUGGGAACAGUGCAUGUCUGCCUUGGAACCUCCAGUGAAGGACAAGCUGUCAAAAUAUCAAGUAUAGUAUUCUUCAGAUUCCGAAUAUCAUCUUCUGAACCCCUCUUCAGAACUGUAUAUCUGCACCACUAGCGUUGUUGUUUCGCUCAUCAUCAGGUAUUGGUUGGAACCAUUAUUUGAUUAAGAGAGAAAAGUCCGAUUUUCAUCCCCAUUUUUUUCAAGCAAAGGCGACAAUUUUGCCAAGUUCUCAUUAGAGCGUGGAGCUAAUUUUUCUAUUUUCUCCAAAUGGAUUGGCCACGCUGAGACUCUAUUUCGUUCGACAGA
Molecule: messenger RNA, 3019 nt
Organism: Vitis riparia (riverbank grape)
Lineage: Eukaryota; Viridiplantae; Streptophyta; Magnoliopsida; Vitales; Vitaceae
Product: transportin-1-like
Biological process (GO): protein import into nucleus
Cellular component (GO): nucleus; cytoplasm
Molecular function (GO): nuclear import signal receptor activity; small GTPase binding
Source: RefSeq, a predicted model, not a curated record